Pecten maximus is the source of this 2362-nucleotide messenger RNA. RefSeq lists its product as uncharacterized. Gene Ontology annotation, molecular function: ubiquitin-protein transferase activity. Gene Ontology annotation, biological process: positive regulation of DNA-templated transcription. The record is from RefSeq and is a predicted model, not a curated record. The coding region runs from base 131 to 1882 and encodes 583 amino acids. Lineage: Eukaryota; Metazoa; Mollusca; Bivalvia; Pectinida; Pectinidae. The transcript is spliced from 2 exons. Gene Ontology annotation, cellular component: chromatin; nucleoplasm.
AUUUUUAGAACAGGGGAAAUAGAUAUAUCGCUAUAUGCCGCCAUUAGAGUGUUCAUCGAAGUUAAAGUGGUGUAGGCCUAGAUGUCUAACACACGAAGGGGUUAAUCGAUUUGACACAUUGGCCUAAAGAAUGGAGGACAUCAUUCCUGGGGACGGUACGGGUCUGGUAACGGAGGAAUGUGCAAUAUGUAUGAAUGUGUACCGAACCCCAAAGCUGUUGGUGUGUAGACACACUUUCUGUAGCGUGUGUCUUAAAAAGGUCAACUCGUCGGCAAAAAACGCGCAGAAUAUUCCUUGUCCGGUUUGCCGCCAGGUUACCACAUUACCAAGGGAGAAAACUGUCGAUUCGUUACUGACAAACUUCUUUGUGUCGUCGUGUAAUGAGUACAUUUGUGAUUCGUGUGAUUAUAGAAGCCAUGUGCCCCUGCUAGAGUGUGCCUCUUGCUCAUUCUGCUUGUGUAAAACAUGCUUUGAAAAUCACGGAAAAAGUGAUGAUAACGACACAAAUAACAAAUGCCACGACACAGAUAUUGUAGAUGCUUCCGCUAUCUAUCCUGAUGAUCCAGCCAUGAGAGGAACCAUUCAGCACCUGUUAAAUGGACUCGUCCGAUCCUGUUACUGUGGCGAUUUGCAGGAUGGCUUCACUGCCCCAGGAGCUACACGUGUAACCAAAAUCAUACCCGUUUCUGCAUAUAGUGCCUGGAUCUUGUUAGAUGAGGGAUCAGAUGUAUUCAAAUUCAACUUAUCUGGGCAUAUAGAGGACAAACGCACAGUUGGACGCGGAAAAACAUUAGACAUAUGUUGGAAUGAAAAAGAUGGCUUACUCGCCAUUUGUAAAGAUGUUGCGUCCAUUUUGAAGUGUAAUUCAACUGGAAGUGAAUUGCUCAUCGAUACCGGCGCUUAUUACCCGACGUCUCUCUGUAACUAUGAAGAAAACGGCUUAGUUAUCGGCGCUUUGGACGUAAGUGCGUCUUCAGAUGGCGUAAGUUACGUUAUGAUAUACGAUUCGGAUAGGAAUCUUGCCGAUAUCAGGGGAAUCAACGAACGCUCGACAUUCAAACGAAUUAAUUCAAUCGAAUAUAAUGCUUUGACUCGGCAGAUAUGUGUUGCCGAUGAGGAACGGAACAUGGUGUACUUAUUAGGGCGUGAAAUGACGUGCGAGUCGUACAAAAAAGGGAUUACUUUCCCAACACGAAGCCGACCGUCGGAGACGGAGAGGCCUGACGAAUUCACCCCUACUUCAAUCUGCUGUGACCAGGACGGGACGAUAUUCGUGCACGAUUUUUCUUCCUCGUCUAUCCACGUGCUCGGUCCAAAGGCCAAAUUACUAGGCAUGCUGCUGGGUAGUGAUGAUGACCAUACCGGUGACCCAGCAUGCAUUGCUUUCGGUCCAGAUAAGAAAUUCUGGAUCGGAGACAUGUUUUCCGGACAAAUUAGAAUUUACAGUAUUGAUAAAAUGUUUAAUCGUGUUCGACACCGAACUGCACAUUUAAGGAUAGGUGGUAGUGAAGAAGGAAUGAAUGCUGCCCUUAGAGAAAUGCUGUGCAGCAAUCCGGCAAUGGUGUCCUCCCAGGAUGGAUCUGGCGGACUCUCAAUGGAGACUUUACAGGAAAUGUUGUCAGGUAAUAUACGAAACAUUGAAAAUCUGGGAUCGCUGGGACAGCAGCAGGGUAGCAGUGGCGGGCCAGGUGUUGUCGUAAGGCGUGGCAGAAACGGGAUUGAAAUCAGGUCCUCACAAGACCCGGAUGAUCCAGAAUCGAAUCGAGAGGCGCGGAGGGCAUUUGCAUUUCAAGUUGUAAAUGAUCCACAAACGGCGUCUGCAUUUCAUGAAGAUGGUAUUAGUAUAGAGGAAGUGCUCCGCGCUUGUACGGAAGAUGCCUAAUUAUAUUAGCUCAAACCUCUUAUUGGAAAGUUUCUUUUUCGAACUUCAGGAGGUUUUUAUAAGCAGGUGGAUCAGCUUUACAAAUUCAGAUUGUCAAUGUAUACAUGGCUUUGUUGAAACUACAUUUGUGAAUAUGAACUAUUGUUCUCCUUUGAAAAGCAAAACGGUGCGUUAAAUAUGACUUUCCGAUAUAAGAAGAAAGCUGUGUCAAAAUCUGUCUUUCGAGACAACUACAUUUUGUGCUUGUGAGGAUUAAUGGGGUGUCAAUCUAAUAGACGCUUCAAACAUGAUUACUUGUUAUGGUAUAUAGCUUUGUUUAUGACUGUGUGUGUGAACUUUUCAGGCAGUCAACUUCUGGCCCAGGUCCUCAAGUUAACCAGGAGAGAGCUCUGUUGUACACGUCAUGCAACACAAUUGAUCAGCAUUAAAACCAGGUAUUAAUAUUGUUAUAAAAUUAAGAGAAAUAAAAUAUAUAAUAAG